UUGCCAACCUUCCUUCCCCUUGUUGUUUGCUUGCUGCAUGCAUUAUUAACCGAAGAGGUAGUAGAGGUAGAGGUAGCCCCAGAGUCCGCUCCUGAACCGGAGCCUGAGCCUGAGCAACAACCAGAGCCAGAACCAGAGCCAGAACCAGUGGCAGAACCAGAGCCAGAGCCAGAGCCAGAGCCAGAGCCAGAGCCAGAGCCAGAGCCAGAACCAGAGGUGCACGAGGAAGAGGCCUAUGAAGAGGAAGAGGAGAAGCCUAAGUUCAAACCAAGUGCAAAUAAGAUCCCUGAUGGGGAUAAGGUGGACUUUGAUGACAUCCAGAAAAAGCGUCAAAACAAGGAUCUUGUUGAGCUGCAGGCCCUGAUUGAUGCCCACUUUGAGGCCAGGAAGAAAGAAGAGGAGGAGCUUAUCGCUCUGAAAAAUAGAAUUGAAAAACGUAGAGCUGAGAGGGCAGAGCAGCACAGGAUCCGUUCUGAGAAAGACAAGGAGCGUCAGGCAAGACGUGAGGAAGAGAGGCUGAAGAGAGAGGAGGCUGAUGCUAAGAAGAGGGCAGACGAAGAUGCCAAGAAGAAGUCUGCCCUGUCCAGCAUGGGCUCCCAGUACAGCAGCUACCUGCAGAAGGCUGAUUCCAAGAGGGGAGGCAAGAAGCAAACUGAGAGAGAGAAGAAGAAGAAGAUUCUGGCAGACAGACGCAAGCCUCUGAACAUUGAUCAUCUGAAUGACGACAAGCUGAAGGAGAAGGCUAAAGAGCUGUGGGACUGGAUGUACUCCCUGGAGUCUGAGAAGUUUGACUACAUGGAGAAACUCAAGAGGCAGAAGUAUGAGGUUACUACCUUGCGUAAGAGAGUGGAGGAGCUCAGUAAAUACUCCAAGAAGGGCGCUGCUGCUCGCCGCAGAAAGUAAAGAUUUCAUGAAGAAAUCGACAUCCGUAGUCAAGACAUGCCUGUUGCCUGUAUCUCCAAACCCUGCACACAUUCUCCUGGCCUUUUUGACCCCACCCAUGACCACACCGUGCAUGGCAUCAACAUGGUUCAGUCUUAGCAGUAGUUGCAGUAGGCACCUCCCCUGUCUUAUGUUCUCACCUUCUGUUUUUGUAAAUAAUAUUUUGGCUCGCCAGCUUUGUCUGUUGCACUGCAACUGUCUGGCAGUUCAAUAAAAUUAUUCUUCAAGA
Molecule: messenger RNA, 1171 nt
Organism: Xyrauchen texanus (razorback sucker)
Lineage: Eukaryota; Metazoa; Chordata; Actinopteri; Cypriniformes; Catostomidae
Gene: tnnt3b
Product: troponin T type 3b (skeletal, fast)
Exons: 11
Biological process (GO): sarcomere organization; muscle contraction; regulation of muscle contraction
Cellular component (GO): troponin complex
Molecular function (GO): tropomyosin binding; troponin I binding; troponin C binding
Source: RefSeq, a predicted model, not a curated record